AUGGUGAACAUUACGGAAAAGAUCAAGGAGAUUGAGGAUGAGAUGAGAAAAACACAGAAAAACAAGGCCACUGAGUAUCACUUGGGUCUAUUAAAAGGAAAACUCGCACGACUCCGCGCGCAGCUUCUAGAACCCGGCCCUGGAGCCGGCGGCGGUGGUGGCUCAGGCUUCGACGUCAGCAAGAGUGGUGAUGCCAGAAUAUCUCUAGUAGGCUUUCCAUCAGUAGGAAAGUCAACAUUUCUGUCCAAAGUCACCAAGACCAAAUCAGAAGUGGCCUCGUACGCAUUCACAACCCUCACGGCCAUUCCCGGAGUGCUGGAAUAUGGCGGCGCCGAGAUUCAGCUGCUCGAUCUACCGGGUAUCAUUGAAGGUGCUUCCGAGGGCAAGGGACGAGGUCGGCAGGUCAUAUCAGCAGCCAAGACGAGCGACCUGAUUCUCAUGGUCUUGGACGCGACGAAGCGAGCUGAGCAAAGAGCACUGCUGGAGGCGGAACUUGAAUCUGUCGGCAUCAGACUGAACCGCGAGCCCCCAAAUAUCUACCUCAAGGUCAAGACGGCUGGCGGCAUGAAAAUCACCUUUGUUUCUCCACCUAAAAACAUAGACGAGAAGAUGAUCUAUAACAUCCUCCGCGACUACAAGAUUCUCAACUGCGAAGUGCUCAUCCGAGAUGAAAACGUCACUGUCGACGACCUCAUCGAUGUCAUCAUGAAAGACCAUCGCAAGUACAUCCGGUGCCUGUACGUCUACAACAAGAUUGACAGCGUCUCUCUUGAUUUUUUGGACAAGCUCGCCAGGGAAGACCACACUGUAGUCAUGAGCUGCGAGCUCGACCUGGGCAUUCAAGACGUGGUUGAUAGGUGCUGGAAAGAGCUCAAGCUCAUCCGCAUAUACACCAAGAGACAAGGAACCGACCCAGACUUCAGCGAGGCGCUGAUUGUACGGAGUAACAGCACCAUUGAGGACGUGUGCGACAGGAUACACCGCACUCUCAAGGACACAUUCAAGUAUGCCCUUGUUUGGGGCGCCAGCGCAAAGCACAUUCCUCAAAGGGUAGGAUUAGGGCAUCCAGUUGCGGAUGAAGAUGUUGUGUAUAUUAAUACCGCGUGGAAGGCGUAG
Molecule: messenger RNA, 1116 nt
Organism: Trichoderma gamsii
Lineage: Eukaryota; Fungi; Ascomycota; Sordariomycetes; Hypocreales; Hypocreaceae
Product: TGS domain-containing protein
Exons: 6
Coding region: 1-1116 (371 amino acids)
Biological process (GO): cytoplasmic translation
Cellular component (GO): cytoplasm
Molecular function (GO): GTP binding; GTPase activity
Source: RefSeq, a predicted model, not a curated record